Messenger RNA from Eimeria maxima, 1227 nucleotides. RefSeq lists its product as hypothetical. The record is from RefSeq and is a predicted model, not a curated record. The coding region runs from base 1 to 1227 and encodes 408 amino acids. The transcript has 2 exons. NCBI's taxonomy places the organism in Eukaryota, Apicomplexa, Conoidasida, Eucoccidiorida, Eimeriidae.
AUGCGCGAAGCUGGCAUUCACGAUCUCACCAGACUGCCUGGGGUCUCUCGGCGCACUGCGGCCAUUCUCUUUGACGACUACCUAAUCGACAACGCCCAGGUCCUCCGCGAUCGCAUCGCAGCUUUGCAGCCCGCAGUCCCACUCACCAGCGCAGCAGCAUGCCCUGGAGCUCCGGUGAAGCAGUGGGCGGAACACCCAGAGGCUCUGCGUCAGCAGGACAAGAAGGAUGGGCUGUUAAAGCUAUUCCCCACUGCCCUCAGCAGGGCUUGUAUCAUGCACGCGGACAGUUUCGGGGCGACGAUGGACGCUACAGAGUUCGAUGAGUGGCAGCAACAGCUCUUGUUGGUGCAGCAACGCCUGCGAGAGGGGGCUGCCCUGUCGCCCUUUCUGCCACUUGACAUUCCAAAGACGCCGGAAGGCCUUGAGUGGCCGAAGAGCCGCCCUGAAGGGUUUCGCACCUUACCGGUUCUGUCCCUUGGGGGCGGUAUAUUCCACGGAAGCAACAGAAAACUUACAUCUCUGUCUUUGCAGGUUUCGCUGCUGCCAAGUUGGGCAGAAGAAGAAGGCCUCUUACCUCCCACUCUAGAGCGGGCCGUCUGCACCGGAGGUGAAGGCACCGGACCCCGCGAGCUAAGCUGGGUGCAGCAGCAGUGGGAACGCGUCUCUAAGGCAUUUACCCGGCUGCGCAUGCAGCUACAUCGCAGCGUCGUGGAGGCAUUGCAGCAGCUCCACCUACUGAGUGAAGUCUUUUGCGAGAACUCCAGGACAAAGACAACUCAUGCAGCGGGCAGACUGCCUUGGCACCAGGAAAGUUACAGACUGAUAACGAUCCAAACCGUCCCGCCUCGCGCGUUUCCUUUCGCCACGUUAGCUGCUCGUUGCUGCGCUUCUGCGUAUCGGCGGUUGCAGCAGAAGACACAGCAGCAGUGGGGAUGCAGCCUCACACCUAGCGGCUUUUCUCUUGGUGCCGCCAGACCCCCCGCCACCAACUCCUCUUCUCCAGACAUGCCGGCGUCUGUGUCGUUGGCCAGAGCAGCUGCUGCUUCGAGCGGAGACACACCCGUUCAGAAUCAGGGCAAUGAGCUUAAUAAGACUUCGCCUGCUUUGGUUCCUCGUGUCUUGCCAGAACAGGCCUGGUGGGUCCUUGACGAACAGGGCGUACUGCGACUGCUGCAGGAGCCCCUCUCUAUGCAAGAACGUGUAGGAGACCUUGGUGCCUGCACGUAG